This is a messenger RNA of Hyaloscypha bicolor E, 1932 nucleotides long. RefSeq lists its product as uncharacterized. Bases 1 to 1932 code for a protein of 643 amino acids. The transcript is spliced from 6 exons. Lineage: Eukaryota; Fungi; Ascomycota; Leotiomycetes; Helotiales; Hyaloscyphaceae. The record is from RefSeq and is a predicted model, not a curated record.
AUGGCCAAUAGUCGAGGAGAACAGAGGUCUGCCCAGAGGACAAGUUUGCGCCUGAAUUUAACACCCUGCGAAUGGAACAGGGAGUUUGCGACUCGUCGACCGGAUCUUGAUUACAGCCGCGAAAACAUACCCUACAUCGUGACUCAAGGACUGAAUGAGAAUGUCGUCCGCACCUUCAUGCUAGACCCUGACGAAUCAGACGUCUGCUCACCCCAGGCGGAUAUGGUUGAGGCUUACUGCAUUGGUGCAAGUCUGGAAGCUCUCGGAGCAGAUGAGGGAGAAGCGAACGAGCGGUUUGUUGCGUAUUUGGAUGAAAGGGAGUUCGAGGAAGGAGGGGGGCCGGGGCGUCAAAGACCUUAUCAAGGACCAUUGACUGCAGGCAAGCUUUAUAGAGAGCUGAAGAAACCACGCUUCCGCUGUGGUGAUUCCAGCCCUCCCCUCAGUUACGACACUACAGUUAACGUCAAACCGGGGGUAAUCGUUAGUCCGGGGAAUCUAACAGAGUCCGCCCCGAGUGAAAAUCAAAAACAGAAAGGAGUAAGCGAAAGGGGAGAAGAAGAGGUGCCAGACGCCGACCGCCGAUUCAUCACUGCUUUAGAUCGUUGGAGCAUCUAUUCUCUCCUAGGGACAUCAUCGGACUGGCAAACCCCAAGCCUUCGCACUGCUAUUUACAACCACCUCGGGUUUGAGAACUUUAUUGGGGUAACCUUUCCGCCCAAAGGGAUAGCGAUAUUUCAACUAGCAUUUCACUUGCCAUACUAUGUAUGGAGAGAAUCCCCGAAGACACGCGAGGAUCAUCGCCGAGAUGCUAAUGGACGCCCCUUGCGGCAAUCCCGCGACGUUUCCUUCCUUGAUUGGACAAGCAGCGGCCCGUCUAGUUUUCUCUACGAGGCUCAAAUUUCCAGUCUAGUUGUCGGAACGGACGAGACUAGGUGGACUGCGUAUGGCUUUGUCGAUAACUACUUCGACGUUGACGGAGAAGGGAAGGAAACCGUUACGUCUUACCAUGAAGAUAGUCUGGAUGUGGAAGGAGGCAUGCUCAUGGACCCUUUGGCAUUGGGCACUUCCGCUGCAGAUACGCCAAUUUGGAACCCCAAAGGUUAUUUUCUGAUGGUAUUUCGUGUUCGUCUGAAUCAGGUCAAGUGUGAGUGGCAGAAAUUGGUCAGAAAAAUUAAAGAAAGUAUCCGUGAAUAUGCGCCCGACUAUUCGCUCUCCCUCUCUGGAGAGCGACCCUCUUCCAAAGAAGCCUUGAAGCACGAUGACAAGGUUCGAAGGUCUCGUAAUUGGAUCGUACAAGUCAGAAUGCUCUCUAAGCAACUCUCAAUGGAGCUAUCUAAAACCGUCAAUGCUUGUGAAAAGUUUUGUCUUCAAGAUGCUAUCUAUUUCCAAGAUCAGACCAAGCCAGUCAACGGAUAUCGGUCCAUUCCCGCAAUCCAAAUCAUCUUAGGUGAACUAGAAUCGCAGAAGAUGGCUCUUGAGUGUUUGGCGGAACAGUGUGAUUAUUUUACCAGAGAGCUUGAAACCCAACUCAGCCUUGAAAACAACCAAGUAGGUAUCCUCCAGCAAAAGAUCACCCAGGACAACAAAUGGCUAUCAGUGAUUAUGAUGUCUUCUCUCCCAGUAGCAUUGACCGCAGGGAUAUUCUCCAUGGAUCGAAAUGUCAUACCCUUCCUACCUGCGAGCUUCGGAUCUUUUAUAGGCUUGAUCAUCGUAUUCAGCAUUCUGGGGAUUGUGAUUGUCAUUCACUUUGUCCCCUCAUACCACACUCGAUGCUGGCAAAUUGCUGGAGGUCUGGCCUGGCCCAAGCUGUGGGAGAAAAAGACGAAGUUUUCGGGGAUCGCAUUGUUACGGUUCAGCAGGUAUUGGCUUUUCGGUUUCCCUACAACGCCGAGUGACGAAGAGAGGCCUCUGGAGGAGCAGACACCUGGCUAA